Messenger RNA from Lindgomyces ingoldianus, 1695 nucleotides. RefSeq names its product tyrosinase. The record is from RefSeq and is a predicted model, not a curated record. The coding region runs from base 1 to 1695 and encodes 564 amino acids. Gene Ontology annotation, molecular function: oxidoreductase activity. NCBI's taxonomy places the organism in Eukaryota, Fungi, Ascomycota, Dothideomycetes, Pleosporales, Lindgomycetaceae. The transcript is spliced from 6 exons.
AUGAAACCAAGGCUGACGAGAUCGACAGGUCGCGUUCCUAUCCGACGCGAGGUCCGCGACCUACAGAAAAACUUUCCCGAUCAAUGGAAUGUCUACAUCCUCGGCCUACGUUCCUUCCAAAUGGCAGACCAGACCGAUCCUGUUUCCUUCUACCAGAUCACAGGAAUCCAUGGCAGACCAUACAUUCCCUGGCAGAAGGCGGAAGGCAUUCCAGGAAAGAAGUCUGGGUAUUGCCCACAUUCGAACACCAUGUUCCUCAGCUGGCAUCGCGCAUAUCUUGCUUUAUACGAGCAAGAAUUGUACAAACACAUCCAACGAGUAUCCCUUCAGUUCCCCGCCUUUCUACGCGGCCGGUAUACAUCCGCCGCUGACGAGUUUCGCAUCCCAUAUUGGGACUGGGCGCUCGGCGACAAAGGGGGAUCCGUGCCUGAAGCUUUCACCACGCCAACAGCCAAAGUUAUCGGAUUCAAUGGACAAGAGCAAAUUAUCUCCAAUCCUCUUCACCAUUACGAAUUCCAUCCCCUUGUUCCAGGCGACUUCACCGAAGAAUGGGCUUCCAUCAACAGCACUGUUCGUUGGCCUGAUUCUAAUCAUGCAGAUUGCACAUCCCAGCAAUGGAAGUUCAUCAAAAACUUCAACGACCAGCGUCGUUCUUUCCAGGAUCAAGUCAGUCAGGGAUUUGCUGUGGCGGAAGAUAUGAACUCGUUCAGUAUGCACCAUCUGGAACUUGUACAUGGAAAUGUGCAUUACGCAAUUGGGGGUACCCCACCAGAUAACCCGUGGCAGGGUCAUAUGUGGCCCCUCGAAUACUCUGCGUUCGAGCCGCUGUUCAUGCUCCAUCAUUGUAACGUCGACCGUCUCUUCGCCCUCUGGCAAGGUGUUAAUCCUGACAAGUAUGUGGAGCCUAGGAGUGUGUUCAGCAGUGGAACCUAUACGAUCGCCGACAAUACCGUCGUAGACGCAGACACUCCAUUAUUACCAUUUUGGAAUACAACCACUACGUUCUGGACUUCCAAUGCGGUGAAAGACACCACGGUUCUUGGAUACGCGUACCCAGAGACGAUGAGCUGGAUGUUUGAUUCAAAAGACGCUUACCGUGCAAGUGUAAACGCCAGCAUCUCCCAGCUGUACAGUUCUAGCUCCCGAGCGAGGUUGAGCGAAAUGGGGGCCGAAGGUGGUGAUCUAAAGCAUCUGAACGCCGACGGUUCUUUCACUGACUGGAGCAUCAAUGUCGAGGCCUCUCUCAUAGACAUGCCGACGACCUUUACCGUCCGCUUCUCUCUUGUCGGAAUGUUCUCUUCCGAUCCUGUUUCGAGUAUCGGCGCUUGGACACAUUUAAUGCCCUCAGAUCACACCAUGGAUCGCAGCACAGCCAAGCGGGACAGCACACUAGACCCGAGGUUAAAAGGUACGAUCAGCUUGACAGCAACGUUGCUAGAUGAUAUCGCAGCUAGGAAGUUGGAGAGCUUAGAUGAGGGUAUUGUGGUGCCGUAUUUGAAGAGCAAGUUGACUUGGAAGGUUUAUGCUGGGAAUGGUAUGCUCAUCCCGCAUGGCCGCCUCCAGAGCCUUACCGUCCAAGUUAUUAGCAGAAGAGUUCAUAUCCCGACGGAUCCGAAGCUCCGGAUGGAAUAUAGCGACAUCUCGACUCCACAUCUGGAGAUCACGUCAAAUAAGGGCGGGGAGGUUAAGGCUUGA